Daucus carota subsp. sativus is the source of this 1249-nucleotide messenger RNA. RefSeq names its product DNA repair protein RAD51 homolog 3. Gene Ontology annotation, cellular component: Rad51B-Rad51C-Rad51D-XRCC2 complex; replication fork; Rad51C-XRCC3 complex. The transcript has 9 exons. Lineage: Eukaryota; Viridiplantae; Streptophyta; Magnoliopsida; Apiales; Apiaceae. Gene Ontology annotation, molecular function: crossover junction DNA endonuclease activity; ATP binding; ATP-dependent DNA damage sensor activity. Bases 67 to 1098 code for a protein of 343 amino acids. Gene Ontology annotation, biological process: reciprocal meiotic recombination; meiotic DNA recombinase assembly; DNA repair. The record is from RefSeq and is a predicted model, not a curated record.
CCAGGACUUUGUCACUUGUUCACAUUUUAACAGUAGCAGUAAACUAGUGCAGAAAGUGUAACAAAAAUGGAGGUGUCAAGACUUCCGGUAUCAGCAUCAACGAGAGGGAAGCUCAUCUCAGCUGGCUACACUUCUUUUUCUUCUCUCUCCAAUUUUUCUCCUUCUGAACUCGCAAUAGCGGUAAAGAUCCCUGAAAAAGAAGCAGAUGAAAUUCUGAAGCUUGCUACACAUGAUGGUAAAUCGGACAAUACAAAGGGAACGCAAGCUGUUGUUAGUGGUGGACAAACAGCAUGGGACAUGCUAAAGGAAGAUGAAGGUCUUAGGUGCAUAACCACAUCUUGUGCUGCUUUGGAUAAGAUCCUAGGUGGAGGAAUUAAUUGCAAAGAGGUUACUGAAAUUGGCGGAGUGCCAGGAAUUGGCAAAACACAACUGGGGAUUCAACUUGCAAUUAAUGUCCAAAUACCACAUGAGCAUGGUGGCCUUGCGGCCAAGGCAAUAUACAUAGAUACAGAAGGAAGCUUCAUGGUGGAGCGUGUUUUGCAAAUUGCAGCGGCAUGCCUGUCAGAGUAUUAUGAGUUACCCCGGAGGGGUUCUAAUGCUAACCAACCUAAUAGACAGCCCCAAGAUCUUCUUGAAAAUAUUUAUUAUUUUCGUGUCUGCAGUUAUACUGAGCAAAUUGCCGCGAUAAAUUAUUUGGGAAAGUUCAUCAAAGAACACAAAGAAGUUAAGAUUGUCAUUGUGGAUAGUAUCACUUUCCACUUCCGUCAAGAUUUUGAGAACAUGGCCCUUCGAACUCGACUACUCAGCGAAUUGGCCCUAAAGUUGAUGAAAGUUGCUAAUGAAUUCAAACUAGCGGUUGUCCUCUUAAAUCAAGUAACCACAAAGUACUCGGAGGGUUCAGUUCACUUAACUUUGGCACUGGGUGAUAGUUGGUCACAUGCCAGCACAAAUCGGAUCAUUUUGCACUGGAAUGCCAAUGAACGAUAUGCAUACAUUGACAAAUCCCCCACUCUCCAAUCAUCUUCAGCACCAUACGCAGUGACAGGUAAAGGUAUUCGGGAUUCAGUUUCAGACCAUAAAAGGGCGAAGUUGAUGUAAGCUUUUAUGGUAAACUGUACAGUUAAAUCUCGUUGGAUGCUUGGGACACAUAUUAAUUCAUCGAGGUUAAAUUAAUUUGUCCGAAUUAUGUGGGAAUGGAAAAAUUUAUUCAUUUUGACGAGUUCAUACUUAAUUAUGUUUUGUUGUGUUC